Cololabis saira (Pacific saury) is the source of this 3492-nucleotide messenger RNA. RefSeq names its product guanylate cyclase activator 1d (gene guca1d). The record is from RefSeq and is a predicted model, not a curated record. Lineage: Eukaryota; Metazoa; Chordata; Actinopteri; Beloniformes; Belonidae. The transcript has 4 exons. Gene Ontology annotation, molecular function: calcium ion binding; calcium sensitive guanylate cyclase activator activity. The coding region runs from base 209 to 775 and encodes 188 amino acids.
UGAAGUUUUGUUCCUUAUCUGCAGAGUCACGGCAGGCUGGAUGUGGGCUGGCUUUGUCUCAGAACCACAUUCUUUUGGACGGUUUCUAUCCCGGUUCAGUGUCUUGUGGAUGGUCCAAACGUAGGACUGCAGGCAUCCUCUGAAGAACUCUCCCUGGGUCGGAGGACCCUGUUUUUAUCUUUUUUUUUUCUGAGGUCGGACCGCACUCAUGGGGAACCACGGCUCAAACCUGGACGACAUCCUGGCCGAGGACAUGCACCACUGGUACAACAAGUUCAUGAAGGAGUCCCCGUCGGGACUCAUCACACUGUUUGAGCUGAAAGGAAUCCUGGACCUGAAGGGCAUCAACGAGGACGCCAACAGCUACGUGGAGCAGGUCUUCUUCACCUUCGACAUGGACGGGGACGGUUACAUCGACUUCGUGGAGUACAUCGCUGCCAUCAGCCUGAUGCUGAAAGGAGAAAUCAACCAGAAACUGAAGUGGUACUUCAAACUGUUUGACCAGGAUGGAAACGGGAAGAUCGACAAGGACGAGCUGGAAACCAUCUUCACGGCCAUCCAGGACAUUACACGAAACAGAGAGAUCGACCCUGAGAAGAUCGUGGCGCUCAUCUUUGAGAGGAUCGACAAGGGUGAAGGUGAGAUGACACUGGAGGAGUUCAUCGACGGAGCCAAAGAGCACCCGGACAUCAUGGAGACUCUCAAAAACAUGAUGGACCUGACGCCGGUUCUGGAGAUCAUCGUGAUGGGGCGGCAGCAAAGCCUCAAAGACUAACUGGACCCAACAAAUAACAAGACCCAAGUCCAGCUGGACUGCGAUUGGUUGUCCUUAAGCUCCGCCCUCCUCGUCCACAGAUUUUUAAAAAGAUGUUCAGAUAUAAAAGAACUAUUUCACAAAGUUUUUUCCCGAAUGCUUCUGAUCAAAUCAGCACUCAGGUAGAUUUGAAUGCGUUUAUUUUGUCCAGACUGAAAAACCUUCACAGAUGUAUUUGUAAAUAUAUUUUUUUCACAAAAAAAGGUAAUUUUAUAACCUCGUUGUUGAGGCAAACCUCUGCUUGAAGUCAUCUGCACAAAAAUGUUUGUUAAAAGAAACAGAAUGUUGUAUUUCUAUAUGCCGAAAAGUUCUCAGACGGGCUCGAAAGGUUUGCAGUUACAACAUUUACACGUUUCAGUUAACAUUCAUGUGCAAAAAGAAAAACAUUUAAAAGUAUCCAAAAUGUUCUUUCACACCUUAAUUGUCAGUCACUUUGUACUUUUUUAUAAGUCUGAGGGGAAAGAGAUUCUGUAGGAUUACAUGUAGCAGCACAAGUAUUUGUAGAAAAAGCUCGUUCAUGUUGCUCAGACACACGAAUCCAAGUGUGUAAUCUGAGUCUGAGGGGAAAAAAAACUAAAAAGUUUUUAGUUUUUAAAAGUUCUCUGAGAGAAAUUUAAACUUAACAGGCCAAUAGAAUCAGAGGUCUGGAGAAUAAUUAGUCAUAUAAUAAUUAGACUACAAUUUAAUGUCUACCAGAGCCUUUUCUUCCUUUAUCCAGAUUAUUUGGAUAUAAACAGAGUAGAAUGGAGACACCCCAACUUUAAACUAAAUAUAUAAAAAUCCUUUUGGAUCAAAAUGCACAGAGUGAUUAUCUGAGUUUUUUUUAUUAUCUUUUUAUUUAUUUUUUACAAAUAACACCUGAAAUUUUAAGUCUUAGCAAGUUUAUAAGUCAAACGUUCAGAAUUUUGCUUUUGCAAAUUUGUUAGUUCACGAACUUUUCUGAGAAUUUUCUUGGUAAAUUUUCAAGUGUACAAAGUUUUGUGUUAUAGAGUCAAAAUGUAAUUUUUUUUUUUUUUUUUGUAAAUGUAGAGGUAUAGUCAAAUUUUUAGUUUCAUAGCUUUUUAUCCUCUUAAGGCUGCACAUUUUUCCACUUCAAGUGCCCUGAAGUCCCAACUUCUGUUGUUUGUUUCUAAUUGUUAUGUAAAAGUCUGAAAUUUUCUUUUUUAAUCAAAACAUUUCUAUUUCAACUGAUUUUUUUUUUUUUUAGAAACUUGAAAGAUCAUCAGUUCAGUUUUUUUAAACUUGCAAAUCUGCAGGUUUAGAAAAUAAAUUGAAUUUUCUCUUCUCUCUUUUCACAGAUUUGUGAGUAUCUAGUUAGAAAUUUUCCCCAGAACUGGAUCAUCUUCCAGUUGUGGAUCUUUUUCUGUCUUUUUUCUUGUCUUCCAUGUUCAGCUCGUCUGUAAAGCUUCUGGUUGUAGCUCAGUUCAUUUUUAGAGCAACUUGAAGUCAGACCGAGUUUUCUCUUGCAAAAACUAAAAUGUGUGAGUUUGUCAGAACAUUUCUUCUCUGUGUUCGUCAUGGUAGGGCAGCUAGUGAGGUCUAUUUUGCUCCUGUUGAACUCUGUCAUUUAAAAUUCUGUUUAAAUGACAGAAAGUGGCUCCGAUAGCCUACAUGCAUCUAUGCACUAUGAUACGAUAUAACUAGACAUCAUCAUCAUAUCAACUUUAUAUGUUAACUUUGACCCUACAAGCUGUGGCUAGAAAGCUGCUCUGGAAGCUUACAAUGUUACUAAAGAAAGGAGGAAUUAAGAUCGUUUAUCUGCCGUUAAUCUGGUUAAUCAGUUAAUAUCUGAUACAGAUUACUGUGAUGUAACGGAAAAUCGCUAGAUCCUCACAUUCAGCCUGGAAGUGGUUUGUCACACAAAAAGUCUGAAACUUCAGUUGAAGAUCAUGUCAGAGAGCAGAUAACAAACUCCUGCUGAAAGAAUCAUUCUGAGCAUUGCAUGCUGGGAGUUUGCUGAUCCUCUUAAAACCUAUGAAGGUGCAAAUGUCUGAGCAGCUUCUGUCCUCAGAGUAGAGGAUGGGUCUUACUAUUAGUCAAAUACAACCUGGGGUGAACAACGAUUUUCACUCAGAACUUAAAUAUAUUUUCUUUUGGAUUCAGUUUAGUAGAAUAAAUGAAAAAAAAAAAAAGAAAAGUUGUUUAUGUGAGGUUGUAUUUGCAAAAUACUAAAACUUACUACAAUAAGAUGAUUAUCUUUUUAUACAAAAAACACUAAUUUUUAUUCAUGAAUGCAUUUAAAUUUGUAUUUAACCGGAGAUCUUUUUUAAGCCACUAAGACGAUGUUGUAUUUUAUGUGAGGAAACAGCCCAUAACUUGAGAAAUGAUUUUAACGUGUUGAUGUUCAGUUUUAUUGAGGCACUCAAAAAGUUUUUACGUUAAAAACAGAUUUUCAAAUCGGAAACCUUCUGAUAUUUGAUUUUAAUUUGAAAAAUUAAACUAAAAUAAUAAGUGAACACCAAAACAAUCAUUGCCGUGAGAUGAAUGCUUGAAUCUGUUUUACUGAAUGAAGCGAGGUGAAAGCAGAUGAUGGUUGAACACUGAUAACUGAUUAAAAACAGGCCUAGAUAAUCAAUUGAGGACAUUUUUCUUGUAGUCGUGCUCUGGCCUGGAGGUUAGCAUCCAUGCUAACAGUUCAUUUGGUGCAAAAGAAGUGAUUUUGCUGUGUUGCCUUAUCA